Molecule: messenger RNA, 3507 nt
Organism: Lotus japonicus
Lineage: Eukaryota; Viridiplantae; Streptophyta; Magnoliopsida; Fabales; Fabaceae
Product: homeobox-leucine zipper protein HDG2-like
Exons: 13
Coding region: 540-2861 (773 amino acids)
Biological process (GO): regulation of DNA-templated transcription
Molecular function (GO): DNA-binding transcription factor activity, RNA polymerase II-specific; lipid binding; DNA binding
Source: RefSeq, a predicted model, not a curated record
UUCUCUCUCUUUAAUGUAGCAAUUACACCUCUUUCGCUCACCAUUAAAUGCAAUUGCACCAUCUCAAUACGCUCAGCAAUAACUCUCUCAUCCAUCAUCGCUGCCUCAUUUUUCUCCAUCCGUUUUCCUCCUCUCUUUCUCUUUCUCCUCCCUUUCUUUUUCUUCUUCAAUUCCUUUGUCUCCCCCUCUUCCUCUUCUUUCUCCCUGAAAACCCUUCUAUCUCAUAAACACACACAUCCAUCACUAGCUACAUAAAACCCUUCUUUUCUCAUUUUCAUCUUUCAUAAGAAAAAGCUCCUUCUUCUUUCUCCAAAGCAGAUCUAUUUAUUUAUCACUUUAAUUUCUAGCUACUUUCAUUCUCCAGCAACUACCACCCACUGUGACACAUUAGCGUUACUGAGACACCGCCAGAACCGACAGAAUCUACAAGCUCUUCAUUCAUCGAUCGUAUAUAAGAAGGAUCUGAAGGAAAUCCUAUAUCUGAAGAAACAAUAGAGAGAAAAAGGAAAGGAGGGAUUUGAAUUGAUCUUGUGUGAAAUAUGCCCGCUGGUAUUAUGAUACCUGCGAUGAACAUGCCCUCAAUGCUUGGAAGAAACGGUGACGUUGGUGGCAGUUUUGGAUUUUCUUCAAGUCUCUCUCUUUCCCAGCCGCACCUAAUGGAAGCUCAUCAUCAGCUCCACCACCACCUUGACAUGGCUCCUCAGAACACCACCUCCGAGAGCGACAUCGCCGCCGCGGUGAGAAUCCGUGGAGAAGACGAGUUCGACAGUGCCACCAAGUCCGGCAGCGAAAACCAAGAAGGUGGCGCCUCUGGAGGAGACCAGGACCCUCGUCCUAACAAGAAAAAGCGCUACCACCGCCACACUCAGCACCAGAUCCAGGAAAUGGAAUCUUUUUUCAAGGAGUGCCCACACCCUGAUGACAAGCAGAGGAAGGAGUUGAGCAGGGAGUUAGGGUUAGAGCCAUUGCAGGUCAAGUUUUGGUUCCAGAACAAGCGCACUCAGAUGAAGACACAGCAUGAGAGGCAAGAGAACACGCAGCUUAGGACUGACAAUGACAAGCUUCGUGCGGAUAACAUGAGGUUGAGGGAAGCUCUUAGCAAUUCUUCGUGUCCUAAUUGUGGUGGACCAACCGCUAUUGGAGAAAUGUCAUUUGAUGAACAUCACUUGAGGCUUGAAAAUGCCAGGCUAAGAGAAGAGAUUGAUAGGAUUUCAGCCAUUGCUGCAAAGUAUGUGGGGAAGCCGGUGGUGAGCUACCCACUCCUUUCUCCGCCAUCUGCUCCUUCGUGUCCUCUAGAACUCGGAAUAGGCGGCUUUGGAGGCCAACCAGGCGUUGGUGGUGACAUGUAUGGAGCCGGAGAGCUUCUCAGGUCAAUCAGUGGACCUACUGAAGCUGACAAACCAAUUAUAAUAGAGCUCGCUGUCGCAGCCAUGGAGGAGCUCAUUGGAAUGGCACAAAUGGGUGAGCCUCUUUGGCUGACCAAGCUGGAUGGCACCACAACCGUGCUCAAUGAGGAUGAAUACAUCAGGUCCUUUCCCCGAGGAAUUGGUCCUAAGCCAGAUGGGUUCAAGUGUGAGGCUUCACGAGAAACUUCUGUUGUCAUCAUGAACCAUGUUAACCUGGUUGAGAUUCUGAUGGAUGUGAACCAAUGGUCCACAGUGUUCUCUGGUAUCGUCUCAAGGGCAAUGACUCUAGAAGUGCUAUCAACUGGGGUAGCGGGAAACUACAAUGGUGCCUUGCAAGUGAUGACAGCUGAACUGCAAGUGCCUUCACCUCUUGUGCCAACUAGGGAGAGUUAUUUUGUGAGGUAUUGUAAGCAGCAUGCUGAUGGGACUUGGGCAGUGGUGGAUGUGUCCUUGGAUAAUUUGCGCCCUAGUCCUUCUGCUAGAUGUAGAAGAAGGCCUUCUGGUUGCUUAAUCCAAGAAAUGCCCAAUGGCUACUCAAAGGUCACCUGGGUUGAGCAUGUAGAAGUGGAUGAAAGAGGUGUUCACAAUCUAUACAAGCAGCUUGUUAGCUCUGGACAUGCAUUUGGUGCAAAACGUUGGAUUUCAACCUUAGAUCGACAAUGUGAAAGGCUUGCUAGUGCCAUGGCAACUAACAUUCCCACAGUUGAUGUUGGCGUGAUAACAAACCAAGAUGGGAGAAAGAGCAUGUUGAAACUGGCUGAGAGGAUGGUUAUAAGCUUUUGUGCUGGAGUCAGUGCUUCCACUGCUCACACAUGGACAACAAUCUCCGGGACUGGAGCUGAAACUGAUGAUGUUCGGGUCAUGACCCGAAAGAGUGUGGAUGACCCAGGUAGGCCUCCGGGUAUCGUCCUUAGUGCUGCAACUUCUUUUUGGCUUCCAGUGCCACCUAAGAGGGUCUUUGAAUUUCUCCGCGAUGAGAACUCUAGAAGUGAGUGGGAUAUCCUUUCCAAUGGUGGAGUAGUUCAAGAAAUGGCACACAUUGCUAACGGACGAGAUACUGGAAAUUGUGUCUCUCUACUUCGAGUGAAUAGUGCUAAUUCUAGCCAAAGUAACAUGUUAAUACUGCAAGAGAGUUGCACGGACUCUACGGGCUCAUUCGUGAUCUAUGCUCCUGUGGACAUUGUUGCUAUGAAUGUGGUUCUAAAUGGAGGGGACCCGGACUAUGUAGCCCUUCUACCUUCAGGGUUUGCUGUGCUCCCAGAUGGGACCACAGCACAUGGAGGUGGCAUUGGCGAAACUGGCCAUGGUGGUUCGCUUUUAACUGUUGCGUUUCAGAUUUUGGUGGAUUCAGUUCCGACGGCAAAGCUUUCUCUUGGAUCUGUUGCGACGGUUAAUAAUCUCAUUGCUUGCACUGUUGAGAGGAUUAAGGCUGCCUUGUCUGGUGAAGUUGCAUGAGCUUUAAGUCCUAUGGAACUGGUAACUGAUGUUCAAGGUGAAGAAGGACAAAAGGGGUGUAUUACAUUUUGGAUAAUUCAGAAGGCGUUGAGAAAUUCGGCCUAUAAACAAGGAAUGGGGAGAAGUCAAGAGCGAACCUUGCGUGAUCCCUUCUCAGAACUCUAAACAGAGUACUGAGAGGAUUAAGGUUCGGGAAUUGACUUCCCUAGAUAUAGUAAAUGCUAUAAGAGCUAAAAUUAAGACCUUACUUCUCUACACCUUCUAAUCAAGACUAUAUAUUUAUAGUUAAUUAGGGUUAGCUUUUGUGAUGAUUAAAAUGUAGCUUUGAUGUAACCUCUCAUGUUCCUUCUUCUGUUGUUAUUUGUGUAUUUUAGAACAAGCACUAGCACUAGCUAGUAAAUUGGAAUCUUUCCCCUUUAGCAUAUAGUGGUUAGCUUUUCUCACCGCACCUGAUUUGUCCUUUCAAGGGUUUUGAAAUGGGUGUUUGCUUCCAUUUUGCCAAUGACUUCAUGUAUGGGGUUGCUCUUUUUGACCAAUGACUUCACCCAAAAAAGAAAGGAGAAGAAUUUGAUAAAGCAACAUUUAUCAUGUGUUCUGUUUUUUCAAUAUAAAAAAGACACGUGAGAUAAUUUCUCACAUUAAUUUA